AUGGUGGGCUCUCGAGACCUUGCGUUUGCCGGCAUGAUUUCAACAGUCAGCACGUCAGUCUGCGCCACUAUCCAAGGUCACUGGAUUGCCGCCUUCUUGGGUGGCCAACUGGAUCGCCUUCCCCUCUCUGAUCAGGAUAUUACGGACGAGAUCAUGUUGCUCACGCAAUGGGGAAAAUGGCGUUACCCUUGCGGUUACGGCGCCGACCUUCCUGACUUUGUGUUUGAGGGUUUCCCAUACAUCAAUAUGUUGAUGAAAGAUCUCGGAGUAGAGACACACCGCAAGUCUAGUCGGCUUCAGGAACUUACAUCACCCUACCUGCCGGCCGACUUCCGCGGCUUGGUUUAUGAGUGGAAGCAGGAUCACGGUGCUAGCGAAAUCGACGUUGCCACGCAAAGGUUGUGA
This is a messenger RNA of Colletotrichum phormii, 405 nucleotides long. RefSeq lists its product as uncharacterized. The transcript has a single exon. The coding region runs from base 1 to 405 and encodes 134 amino acids. Lineage: Eukaryota; Fungi; Ascomycota; Sordariomycetes; Glomerellales; Glomerellaceae. The record is from RefSeq and is a predicted model, not a curated record.